This is a messenger RNA of Hipposideros armiger (great roundleaf bat), 974 nucleotides long. RefSeq names its product spermidine/spermine N1-acetyltransferase family member 2 (gene SAT2). The transcript has 6 exons. Gene Ontology annotation, molecular function: N-acetyltransferase activity. Lineage: Eukaryota; Metazoa; Chordata; Mammalia; Chiroptera; Hipposideridae. Bases 253 to 765 code for a protein of 170 amino acids. The record is from RefSeq and is a predicted model, not a curated record.
UGGGCGCCUGCAAGGGCAGAAUUUGGGGGCUACCAGGCAGUAAGGACUGCCUCGUCCCGCCACUCCCUCGGCCCCGCGGUAACGGCAGUCGGUCUUCUGCUUCCCAGCCGGCAGGUCCCGCCGCCGCCUCGCUUCCCCAGCUUUCCGGAAUCUGAAUUUGUAGGCCUUUUAAAGGUUCCCAGUUGCCCUUCGCCGGUUCCUGCAGAACAGAGUGGGGAUCUUGGACUUCGGUCCCAGACGGUGGGGAUCGGGAUGGUUUCCGUGCGGAUCCGAGAGGCCAAGGAGGGAGACUGUGGAAAUAUCCUGAGACUGAUUCGGGAACUAGCUGAAUACGAGAAACUCUCGGAUCAGGUGAAGAUCAGUGAAGAAGCCCUGAGAGCAGAUGGCUUCGGAGAAAAUCCUUUCUAUCACUGUUUGGUAGCAGAGAUUCUUCCUGUUCCAGGCGAGCCACAGGGGCCCUGUGUGGUGGGCUACGGGCUAUACUACUUCAUCUACAGCACAUGGACAGGACGCAACAUUUAUCUGGAAGACAUAUAUGUGAAGCCAGAAUACCGGGGUCAAGGGAUUGGUUCCAAGAUAAUAAAAAAAGUGGCUGAGGUGGCCCUGGAUAAGGGCUGCUCCCAGUUCCGCCUGGCAGUCCUGGACUGGAACAAGAGGGCCAUGAACUUGUAUAAGGCCUUAGGAGCCCAAGAUCUGACUGAAGCUGAGGGCUGGCACUCCUUUCGCUUUGAAGGAGAGGCGAUGAGGGAGUUGGCAGGAAAGUGACACCAUCCCUUGGGGGUCUCGCUAUAUUUGAGCUUCUUCCCCACCAGCCCAAGCACUCCUCAGAGACUGUCUCCACUGACAAAGGCCUCCCUGAAGGAAGGAAAGUUGGGGAUGAAUAUUCCCGAAAUACAUAAAGAACAAAAUUGAGGGAGAGGUCUUCCAAAUUCCUUAUUGAGGUUGAAAAAUAAACAAGAAUUACUAUGUCCUGA